AUGGAGGGCGGCGCAGAUAAUUCCUCCUCUAGCGCUCACAUGGCCUCUGCCCCCGCACAUGCCACAGCCGACUCGACGUCUGAACCAGCUGCCACCCCCGGGACCGGCACUGGCAUACCUCUGCGAGAGUCUAGGCCUGUCGCUGCCGCCGACGAUCAGGCAGCUCUGCCAGAGUUGACGCUCCCUCCCAUUGUGGCCCCCUCAUCCUACCUGCGCGUCAAGAAGCCGUCCCCGUCCACCCCGACCGUCAUGCCCUCCCCGCUCGAGACCAAGACGCAGAGCCCUCUCGACCGCGAGCAGAGCGAAGGCCUGGAGGCCAUUCGCGAGUUUCUCAAAGUGCGCACCAGCUACGACGUGCUGCCUCUGUCCUUCCGCCUUAUCGUCCUCGACACCGACCUGCUCAUCAAGAAAAGCCUCAAUAUCCUGAUUCAAAAUUCCAUCGUCUCUGCCCCGCUAUGGGACUCUCAAACAUCGCGAUUUGCUGGUCUCUUGACCAGCACUGACUACAUCAACGUCAUCCAAUACCAUAUCCAGUAUCCCGACGAGAUAAGCAAGCUCGAUCAGUUCCGUCUGCGCAGUCUACGUGACAUUGAAAAGGCAAUCGGCGCCGUCCCGAUCGAAACACUCUCCGUGCACCCGUCGCGGCCUCUGUUUGAAGCAUGCAAGCAGAUGCUCAAGACCCGAGCGCGCAGAAUCCCUCUCGUCGAUGUUGACGACGAGACGGGGCGCGAAACCCUCAUCUCCGUCAUCACCCAAUACCGCAUCCUCAAGUUCAUUGCCGUCAACAAUGCGGAUUACACCGUCAUGCUUAAGAAGACGGUGCGAGAAAUUAACUUGGGCUCCUACAACAACCUUAUCACCUCGACAAUGGACGCCACAGUUCUGGAUGUGAUCCGCCUCAUGGUGGACAGCAACAUCAGCUGCAUCCCCAUACUCGACAGCGACGGCCGAGUCCUAAACGCAUUCGAAGCAGUCGACAUUAUCCCGUGCAUCAAGGGUGGCGUGUACGAGGAUCUCGGCGGCUCUGUCGGCGAGGCCCUUUGCAAACGCCCCGACGACGCCCCCGGCAUCUACACCUGCAGCGAAGACGACCGACUCGACGCCAUCUUUGACGCCGUCCGAAAGAGCAGAGUUCACAGGCUCAUUGUCAUUGAUGACGAUAACAAGCUCAAGGGCGUCAUUUCCCUUUCGGACAUCUUGAAAUACGUGCUAGAUGAAGAGGGCGAAGAUGGGGCCUAG
Cordyceps fumosorosea ARSEF 2679 is the source of this 1239-nucleotide messenger RNA. RefSeq names its product nuclear protein SNF4. Bases 1 to 1239 code for a protein of 412 amino acids. The record is from RefSeq and is a predicted model, not a curated record. Lineage: Eukaryota; Fungi; Ascomycota; Sordariomycetes; Hypocreales; Cordycipitaceae. The transcript is spliced from 4 exons.